CAACAAGAAAAAAAAAAAAAAAAAAAGAAAUGAGGCCGCCUCUCUUCUCUCUCUUUCUCUUCUCUUUCUCUCUCUACUUGUUCACCUUCUUCCAUUUCACAACUGGCUCCAAUCUCAUCAAUGACACUUGCAAAGUAUGUGCCAAAAUUGAUCCAAAUGUGAAGCUCAACUUCUGCACCACUUCCCUUCAAGCUGCUCCGGCCAGCGAGUGCGCGGACCUCCGGGGACUCGGGAUCAUCUCAAUAAGGCUAGUGAAGUAUAAUGUGACAGACACUAGGUGUAAAAUCAAACAGUUGAUGAAGAACAAGACGCUUGAUCCUUAUGUCAAGGCCUGCCUGUAUGAUUGCUUCCAGCUCUAUUCGGAUGCAAUUCCUUCGGUGGAAAAGGCCAUGAAAUACUACAAUUCCAAGAACUAUUUUGAAGCCAACAUUCAGAUAAGCGGGGUUAUGACCAUGGCUACAACGUGCGAAGACGGGUUUAAGGAGAAGAAAGGUGUAGUUUCUCCGUUAACAAAGAGGAGUAACGAUACGUAUCAGUUGUCUGCAAUCGUACUUUCUAUUAUGAGUGUGAUACAAAAUAGGUCACAGUGAUCUUGGUGUUUAUGUAUAUUGAUUGUUAUGUGAUGAUGAUCGUGGUCUCUUGUUUCAUUGAUUUCUAAUGUCUUUUGGUGUUCUUUGUUUCAUCUUUCUUGUAAAUUUUAGGUUUAUAAGUGAGAGUUAAUUUGUCUUCUUUGUGUUUUGGGUGAUUCGACCUUCGGAAAAUCCAAGAAUGUAUAGGGAAGAAAAAACAAUAUGCGACAAGAGUCUAUCCUAAUGGGGUGUUUUGAAGCAAUUUCAAUGAUAGAGUGACUUCUAAUUCA
Molecule: messenger RNA, 859 nt
Organism: Cornus florida
Lineage: Eukaryota; Viridiplantae; Streptophyta; Magnoliopsida; Cornales; Cornaceae
Product: putative invertase inhibitor
Exons: 1
Coding region: 30-590 (186 amino acids)
Molecular function (GO): enzyme inhibitor activity
Source: RefSeq, a predicted model, not a curated record